UUCUAGAACGCGCAAGCGUAGAGUGCUGGAAAAUUCUAUGGCUAUAUUUAAACGCCGAACUACCUCAACAAGUUCAGUAUUGAGGAAAGUUCUCUCAUAGCAACAAACGUCUACUAACUACAGUUUAAAAGCUAUACCUUUGCUGGUCAAAGUAUUCAAGAGUGAAAAGUAAAUUUGUGAAAUAUGUCUCUUCUACCGUACAUUUUGGAUGCCUACACUAGGCCCUCCCGUCUUCUGGACCAACAUUUUGGCCUGUCUUUGGACUCCGACGAUCUUCUGAGCCCCAUCACCGAUCCCAGCAUUCUCGCAACAUGUCUGAGGUCCCAUCCAACCAUGGGUUACAUCCGUCCCUGGAGAACAUCAGUGUCUCAAAGAGACGUUGGAUCCACCAUCUCCAUGGAUAAGGAGAGGUUCCAAGCCAAUUUGGAUGUUCAACAGUUCAAACCGGAGGAAAUCACCGUUAAAGCCACUGGAAACAACGUCAUUACCAUCGAGGGAAAACAUGAAGAGAAACAGGAUGAUCAUGGUUAUAUUUCCAGGCAGUUUGUUAGGAAAUACGUAAUUCCUAAAGAAUGCGAUUACGAGAAGAUCGAGUCGAAAUUGUCUUCUGAUGGUGUUCUUACCAUCACGGCCCCAAGAAUCAACGUGGAUAAGAGUAUUGAUCAUAAAACCAUCCCGAUAAUCAAGACCGGCCAUCCUGCUAAGGUUGAACAGAAAAAGGUCGAAGAGAAGAAGCCUGAAAAUGCAGAGAAGUAAAUUUAAUAUGUCUAAAAUAUUUCCUAUGAAUAUUUUUUUGUAUUUUGUACGUUAAGUUGUUUAAGUAUUGUUCUGAGUUGUACUAGUUUACUUAUCUCUGUAAGACUGUUUUUUAUUGCAUUCCUUUUUUUAUUAAUAAAUAAAUGAGUUUCUAGUUCA
Messenger RNA from Harmonia axyridis, 915 nucleotides. Its product is annotated as protein lethal(2)essential for life-like. The transcript has a single exon. Gene Ontology annotation, biological process: response to heat; protein refolding. The record is from RefSeq and is a predicted model, not a curated record. Gene Ontology annotation, molecular function: protein folding chaperone. The coding region runs from base 184 to 756 and encodes 190 amino acids. Lineage: Eukaryota; Metazoa; Arthropoda; Insecta; Coleoptera; Coccinellidae.